AUGUAUCAAACUAAUAAUUCAAUACCUUAUCAUCUGGGUUCAAAAAAGAAUAAUUCACAAGAAUCUUUUGAUUUCUCACCAGUACCUUCACGUACUCAUUUACAAUCAGUACUUGAUUCAAAUAGUAAUCUCAAUAAUAAAUCAGAUUCAACCUUAUUUCAUUAUUAUUCAAAUAAUACCCCAAAAUCAUCAAAUACAAAUAAUAACAGUAGAUUUGCUAGGGAUUCCCGAAGAACUUCUACUCAUGCCUACAACGCAUCACAACAUAGUUUCAACACAACACAACCUUUAGAUGAACCACAAGGACCAUUUGAAAAUACUGCCAUGUUAUCUCAUUCACACACUCCACGUCAAUUUCAACAACAACAACAAUAUCCUGAUGAUGAAUAUGAAAUGGUAAAUCUAAAUAAUCGAGAUUUACCUCCAUUACCUCCACAACCACCACAAUCUAAUUCAACUUCAUCAUCGAAUACAUUAAAUCCAAGAACUUACGAUAAUACUAAUUUACAAUCUCCAACUCCUUCAGAUCCAUUUAGUAAUAAACAUUUCUUUCAGCUGGAAAGUGAUAAAUUAGAAGAGGGAGAAUUCUUUUCAGAAAAUGAACGAGAUCGUUUCCGUAGAAAUGAAUCAAAUAGAUUACAAACAUUACGUUCAAAACCAAGAUUUCAUUGGACAAAAUUACCAUAUUUCACAAUUGUAAUCACCACAAUUCAAGUUGUUGUCUUCAUUGUAGAAUUAGUCAGAAUGGCCCAAUUAACAGGAUCAGCAUUCCAAACUGCUCCAUACUUUAAUCCAAUGUUAGGUCCAUCAACUUAUUUAUUCAUAAAUAUGGGUGCAAGAUAUGUCCCAUGUAUGCAUCAAGUUAAAGAUGUUACCGAUGAUACUUCAAUCUUAUUUCCAUGUCCAAAUUCAACCACGGUGGAUACUUAUGUCUGUUCAUUGAAUGAAUUAUGUGGAUUAUCAGGACUUCCAAUUGUUGAUAAUAAAUAUAUUCCUGAUCAAUGGUAUAGAAUAUUCAUUCCGAUUUUCUUACAUGCCGGAUUCUUACAUAUUAUCUUCAAUUUAUUAUUACAAGUUACAAUGGGUGCUUCAAUGGAACGUCAUAUUGGAAUUUUAAAAUAUGCAGUCAUUUAUAUCGCAAGUGGGAUUGCUGGUUUCUUACUCGGGGCAAAUUUUACUCCUGUGGGUAUUGCAUCCACCGGGGCCCUGGGGGCAUUAUUUGGAGUAGUGGCGACAAAUAUCAUGUUAUUUAUCUUUACCGGGAAGAAAAACACCAACAUGUAUGGAACUAAACAUUACACCUUAUUCAUCUGUAUUAUGAUUGGAGAAAUUGUCAUAUCUUUAGUACUUGGACUCCUACCAGGAUUAGAUAAUUUCAGUCAUAUUGGAGGAUUCGCCAUGGGUAUCUUAUUAGCCAUCCUAUUAUUAAAAGACCCAUAUUGGGUCUAUAUAGAUGGGAUUAUAAGCUAUAGAUUAAAUCCAAGUCUUUGGCAACAAUUCCUCAAUAAUUGGAAUCCAUUAUUUGCAAAAGAAGAUAAAAAAAACACUCAAUUUAUAAUCUGGUGUGCUGCAAGAGCUAUAGCUCUCAUUUUGGCAAUUGUUUAUUUUGUCGCCUUGGCUAAAAAUUUCUUUGAUUCUGAUUUAGAUCAGCUGAAUAAUUGUUCUUGGUGUAAAUAUAUCAAUUGUAUUCCUGUACAUGAUUGGUGUGAUAUCGGACAGGUUACAGUCAGUCAACAACUGGGUACUGCAACUGCAACCACAAGUCCAACUGCGGUGUUAUCAGAUAUGGAACCGGUGACAGCGACUACUGAUCCAACUUUAACUACCACGACCGGGGUGGGUCAGGUCAUAACUACAACCAUCGUGACGCCAUUGCCUACAAGUAUCGAAAAUCCAAAUGCAGUAGAUAGCGGCGAUGAUGGCAAUAAUAACCAGAAGAGAGAUAUUAAUAUAAUUAAACAGAGUCAUGUAUUUGAACAACAAAAAUUAAUUCAUAAUAAACAAAUUCAAGCGAAUGGAUUUGUGGAAGAACAAAAUUUAGGUGGAGGGAUAUAUAUAAUUAUUGCUAUGUUUACUUUUAUGUUUUUGAAAAAGAAGAGAUUGAUAUAG
Molecule: messenger RNA, 2109 nt
Organism: Hemisphaericaspora subhashii
Lineage: Eukaryota; Fungi; Ascomycota; Pichiomycetes; Serinales; Debaryomycetaceae
Gene: RBD1
Product: Rbd1p
Exons: 1
Coding region: 1-2109 (702 amino acids)
Biological process (GO): proteolysis
Cellular component (GO): membrane
Molecular function (GO): serine-type endopeptidase activity
Source: RefSeq, a predicted model, not a curated record